AUGAACACCCAAAGGGUCGGCCUCAUGGCCAUGCGACGAGCUGCUCUUCGCAACCCCGUCUCCUUUGCUCAGCAGAUCCCCAGGUUGGCUCUGGCAAGCUCACAAGCACGUCCCGUCUCAACAGAAAAGCUCUCCCACAGCGACGCCGACCGCCUGUUGGCCGAGCAGCGCCUGAAGCGGCCCGUGUCGCCGCACCUUGAGAUCUACGACUACCGGCAGACGUGGUUGAGCGGCUCCAUCUGGCAGCGCAUCACGGGCGGCAUCCUGACCGGCGGCCUGUACGUCUUUGGCGCCGCCUACCUCGUCGCCCCCCUGACCGGCUGGCACCUCGAGACGACGAGCAUGGCCGCUGCCGUCGCCGCCUGGCCCGCAUUCGCCAAGGGAGGCCUCAAGUUCCUCAUCGCCUGGCCCUUCACCCAGCACGCCAUCGCCGGCGUCCGCCACCUCGUCUGGGACUUCGCCCUCGGUUUCGACAAGCCCACCAUCGCAAAGACCACCAAUGUCCUGUGGUUCACCGGCAUCCUGUCAGCUGCUGCCUUGGCUGCGUUCCUGUGA
Messenger RNA from Pyricularia pennisetigena, 555 nucleotides. RefSeq lists its product as uncharacterized. Gene Ontology annotation, cellular component: membrane. Bases 1 to 555 code for a protein of 184 amino acids. The transcript is spliced from 3 exons. Gene Ontology annotation, biological process: tricarboxylic acid cycle; mitochondrial electron transport, succinate to ubiquinone. The record is from RefSeq and is a predicted model, not a curated record. Lineage: Eukaryota; Fungi; Ascomycota; Sordariomycetes; Magnaporthales; Pyriculariaceae. Gene Ontology annotation, molecular function: electron transfer activity; succinate dehydrogenase activity.